Loa loa (African eye worm) is the source of this 913-nucleotide messenger RNA. RefSeq lists its product as hypothetical. The coding region runs from base 1 to 900 and encodes 299 amino acids. The record is from RefSeq and is a predicted model, not a curated record. The transcript has 5 exons. Lineage: Eukaryota; Metazoa; Nematoda; Chromadorea; Rhabditida; Onchocercidae.
AUGUCACUGUUGAUUGGUACCAGUAAUUCAAAUAUGCCGCAACCCGGUACAUCAUUUAGUGAACUACCAGCCGUAAACCGUCAUCAAUUCUCAGAAUCGAUCAUUACCACCGUUGCCGCUGUCAACAAUAUUACAACCGCCACGACCAACAACAGAAAUAAUAAUGUCAAAUACCAUGAUUCUAAUGGUGAAGUAAUGAUGAUGCUUAGUAAUCAUGCAGCUGAUAGUAAUGAUAUGUCACCGCGAAGUUUUCAACCCAAUCAUACUGACGACGAUAUGGAUGCACAGGAGCUGGCAUCAAUACCACGUAAAUAUGAAUAUUAUUUCAUGCCAAAUAAAUCACAAGUACUAUUUUAUUUGAGCGAUGCAUCGUUAUUAAGGAUUCGAAGGGCUGGAACUGAGCUACAGGUUACCGAUUCCAUCGAUUUUCCGUUGUUUGAUAUUUGGGAAGAAGUAAACUGUGAUAAAUCAACUAUGAUUUUGGAGUCAUACGGUAGAACGGUUUUACUGGUAUCGAAAAGUUCGGCUGCCGGAUGUAUUUCUGGGAACAGAUCAGAACCACCCUUAGUUGCUGUAAAUGACUGGAAUGGUGAUUUAUUUGGUUACUUUGUGCCUGGUGAUCCAUUUCUGAUAGAAGACAGUGAUAAGCAAACGAUAGCAAAAAUUUUAGCUGCUGAAAGUGCAUAUGGAAGAGUUACGGUAUGGAUCUGCGUGUUAGAAGGAUCCGGUCAGGAAAUGGCUCGAAUGGAGGAGUACAAUACAAUUUACUUUAACAAGAAUGUUGGCGGCUUCCAAUUAAAGCUACUAACUUUGGCUGCAUUCGCCCGUUUAACCGUUUCGGAAUUAGUCGGAGGUCAAUCCUGUUGUGGCUCUUUCCUUUCAAUGUUAUUCCGCUGUUAGCUGUAAUUGUAGC